This is a messenger RNA of Pseudo-nitzschia multistriata, 2971 nucleotides long. NCBI's taxonomy places the organism in Eukaryota, Bacillariophyta, Bacillariophyceae, Bacillariales, Bacillariaceae. The record is from the annotation of a GenBank genome assembly.
GAUGCAGAAUUCAAGGCUUUUUGACUCCUCGGGGUUUCUUGAAAGAAAAAUUACGUCUAGAAGCAACGGCGGCAUUCCGAAAGGAGCAAACAACCAUUCCAACCAUACUUUGAAACGCAGUGUUCGAAUCCCACAGGAUUUCUUCCAGGAUUGUUAAUCAACCCAGCCAUCGUAUUCCAAUCGAAACCAAAGAAAUCCAUAGCGUUUGAAGCAGACCGUUCGCUCCCGGAACGCAAUAUCCCACUACAAUGAAGACGACCGAUCGCAUGGCGGUUUUCUUCCUUUCGCUGCUGUCUCUGAACUCCGCGGCGGGAUUUACCAGUUCGGCGAUCCGAACGAGCACAAACCGAGUUUCUUCGCCCUUGGCACCCUUCCCACCGUCCGCAAACAAACAAGAGCGGCAAACACCAUUGAUUCGCUGCAACGAAAAACCGGGCUGGUUGGACGAUGCGAUGGACGGCAUACCGUCGGGAGACUUCGACGAAGAAAGCUACAGAAACAGAAUCGACCUGCGAGGGGGCAUCGCGGGGUUUUCGGUGGAUCCGGAGCUCGGAUUCGUGUGCAUACUGGUGGCCGGGGGCGAAGACAGCAACCAGCAGCACAACAAGCACUGGAUGCCAGUGGUCGUCUCCCCCGUCGACACGGAUCGACCAAAAUCCGCGGAGGCCCUGACGUGCGUGCAACUGGCGGGUGGGCUGGAUCUCGGGACGGCCAUCCUGCCCCCGGAUUCACUGGCCAGGCUGGUCGCCGAGCACGAUGCCGAGGAGCAAUCCGGCGAGGGCACCGCCCGGGACAAGGGCGCUCCCAAGCGGCUCUCCCUGACCAAAAUCACGGCGGCGCCCAAUCCCGAUGCCAGCGAGAACGCCAAAGCCGGCAUCGAGGAAGAGGCGCAAGAGCUCGUCGCGACGUCUCCGGAACGAGAAAAAGCCAUCUCGGACGCCCUUCCGAAGGUAGAAACGGCGGUAAAAACCCUGCCCGGGUUGCAGGAGACGACCACGGAGAGCGUCCGGGAGGCCAUGCAGCGGUUCGCGGACGAGAAGGGUGCGGUCGACCGCGACGCCUUUUCGUCUAUUCUCGACUCGUUGCGGUCGCUGAACACCCCGGCGAUAUCGCUUGCACCCCCACUCUUUCGCUUGGACGUGUCCGUCAUCGAUGGGAACGGGAUUUCGCAGGUCACCGUCGACACUACUAAUUCGAUGAUUGCUCUUGGCUUGGCAAUGAGAUACAAAGUGACUGUAGACAUGGAAGAAAAAUACCGCCAUCCCCGAGGCGGAAAGGGAGUCGAUGAGUUGCUGGAGCGCUUUCCUGUCUUUCGACCGAUACAAGAAUUAAACGAGGACUCGAGAAUUGUUGAUGGAUUCAUUCCCUCCAUGUUCGAAAAAGCAAGGAGUAUUGACAAUGACAUGAAAGGCGAGUAGUCAGUUGCUACUUGUCGGGAUCGAUUGACGCAAAGAGCUACGCAACAAUCAACGCUGGGUGGAAGGAUGAUAUCUAGACGUUCAAAACCGAGCGGUUGGUAUACCUAGACUUUUUUUGUGAUGUGUUCGGACAAGACAAGACCUCUGAUCCAAUACGAAAAAAGGCAGUUCAUCUUUUCCCACUGCUGGACUUCCAGGCAGCAGUUGUCGACAACAUUCCUUGUAGAAGAAGUGCUCCGGGUCGAUAAGAGUUUAAAAACUAAACAAACUAGCGUUUAGUACAAUGCCGAACUUUCGUUUAGGAUAAAAGUAUUAGCUUUCGACAGGAGAUCCUUGAGAGGGCUGGGACUGGACUUUUGCAACUUGGAUAUCUGUGAGGACAACCUUGAUCAGUGGAGGUCCCGAAUUUUGCCCAGGUAUCACUCCUCGAAAGCCCUUCUUGGUCGGAAGAGAUGCCAGUCUUGCGAGGCUUUGCAUAGACUCGUCGUCCACAAUCUGCCCAAUUACUCGUCUGUUUUCUUUGUCCAUUGCAGGGUUAGCAGAAGCAAUGAUUUGAAAGGCAGACUCGAAACAUUCGUCUUCCGACUCAAAGCCUGUCCCCCCGUAUCCAAUUCCUUUUGCCGGAAUAGAAACAAGACCCGGCACGUCGUGCUUUCUAAGGACAGGGACAUCUUUCAGUUCCCUUGGUCGUGGUUGCGGGACAAAGUUGUCGCCCGCGUUGGCCAUCCCUUUGGAUCGAGCAUAGGCAGCCGAUUGCAAUGGAAUUCCGAAGUCUAGUCUUUGACCCGGGACAAUCUGACCCAAGAUCCCUCCUCUUGUGAGACUCACUGGUAUCGCAGCGACACCCAUGCCAUUUUCAAACAUCAAUUCGCUCGUUGUCCUCAAUCCGGAGGGGCUCACUAUGUUCAGAAAUUCCUCCACACUCACAGCAACAUCAUUUCCGUACAAACCCAUGCGAACGGUACAAUCUUCGUCCGACCGACCAAUUGCCAGAGACAUCUGAACGACAUGUGUGAUUUCGUAUCCCAUUCUAUCUGGUACACUAUCUCCAACAAGGGGUGAAUCUCUUAGCUUCCCAUUUGACCCACAGUUUGGAUCCGUAGCAUCGCAGCGGUCUUUCGCACCCCAAUUCCAGCCUAAGGCUCCAUCCAAUUCAAAUUUUUCCAAGCAGUUUCCUGCUUCUCGACAUUCGAUUUCUGCACCUCCAACUGCUCGAGUGGCGUGGGCUUGUUCGGGAAGGAUCAAAGCAGUCGCCGUGGCAGUGGCAAUUCCCUCAAUAAAAUCCCUUCUGCCGCUGCCGCCACGACUUUUGUCUCGAAUGCUCAGUGCCGAAGAUUCUUUCGCGCGGUCGAGGAGGAGAAGAAGCACAAACGCUGCCGAGACCAUGGAUCCUUUGAUAUUAAUCAUCAUUUUGCUAUGAAUUGGAUCUCGCCCCAUUCAGAAACUCUGAAACGCCAACAGAUGAAUGGUGAUGACCUGAGGGGUGCGAUGGGCGAUGGAUGAAGUUGAAGAAAUCCUACUGUUAUUCUUCGUAGUAAAAAUUUAGGAUUCUC